Arabidopsis thaliana (thale cress) is the source of this 534-nucleotide messenger RNA. RefSeq lists its product as uncharacterized. The transcript is spliced from 3 exons. Gene Ontology annotation, biological process: defense response to insect; response to insect; response to wounding. Lineage: Eukaryota; Viridiplantae; Streptophyta; Magnoliopsida; Brassicales; Brassicaceae. Bases 18 to 296 code for a protein of 92 amino acids. Gene Ontology annotation, cellular component: apoplast; plasma membrane. The record is from RefSeq and is marked reviewed.
GAAAGAAAGAAAAAGAGAUGGAAAAUAAUACUUUUUCUUCAAAAUCUAUUAAUUUGCUCAUAUUGCUUUUGCUGCUUUGUACCUUUCUCUGCCAAACCGAAUCUGCCCUUCCCUCUCACCAAGAACUUGUAAUCACUGGAAGGAGGAUGAUGAGUUAUUAUAAGCCUAAUACUGACAUAGGAACACCAUCAUCAACCAGUGACCGUGGUGGCGGUGGUAAUGGGAGAAGACUGAUGAGUCAAAUGGAUGUUGGAGCAUCAAGCAGUGGACAAGGUGGUGGUCGCAACCGCCACUAGAAUAGGUUUCGAGUACUGUAUUGAUGUUUAACUGUAUUGUAUAUGUAUUUAAUUUUCUAUUCCCUGCCAUCAUAAAUCAAGCUUUGGAAAAGUCUCAAACAUGUAUAAUGUCUUUCGUACACAAUGUUUUACGUUCUUUUUUUUUUGUUUUCAUUUCAAUAUAAUGAUAGAAGUUUUUUUUUUGUGUAGCAGAGAUAUGUAAAGAUAAUCAGAUUGAAACUAGCUAGAGAACCAAAAA